UCCACCAUUAGCGCCAAACCAGAAUCCCUGUCUGUCUCCACUAGUUUAACUAGUUUAAUCACUCUUCUUCAUGUUUCUUAAUACCCCAAAAGCAAAUUCUUACUUCCUAGCGAAGGAACAACAUUUGCCAGCCAACGAACAACAACGUACGCUCUCUCAUUGUCUCUCUCUCUCUCUCUUCUCUCUGGUCCAGUUCCGAGGUGACUCAGUGGAGGCCAAAUGAGUCAGGAAUCGUUCAUAUACAGCUUCGUGGCCAGAGGCAUAAUGAUCUUGGCCGAGUACACCGAGUUCACCGGAAAUUUCCCGGCGAUUGCGGCUCAGUGCCUCCAGAGACUGCCCUCCACCAACAACAAGUUCACCUACAACUGCGAUCACCACACCUUCAAUUUCCUCGUUGAAGAUGGCUACGCGUACUGUGUAGUUGCAAAGGACUCAGUUGGCAAACAGAUAUCUAUUGCAUUUCUAGAACGAGUGAAAGCCGACUUUAGGAAAAGAUAUGGGGGUGGUAAAGCAGAUACAGCUAUCGCCAAAAGUCUUAACAGGGAAUUUGGACCAAUAAUGAAAGAGCACAUGAAGUAUAUAAUUGAUCAUGCAGAAGAGAUUGAAAAGCUAUUAAGAGUGAAGGCGCAAGUUUCAGAAGUCAAAAGCAUAAUGUUAGAGAAUAUUGACAAGGCCAUUGAUAGAGGGGAAAACCUUACUGUUCUUGUUGACAAGACCGAUAACCUUUGUUCCCAGGCCCAAGAUUACAAAAAUAAAGGGACACAAAUGAGAAGGAAGCUGUGGUAUCAAAACAUGAAGAUAAAGUUGGUGGUUUUUGGAAUCUUGUUACUUCUGAUCUUGGUUAUCUGGCUUUCUAUUUGUCAUGGAUUUGACUGCACAAACUAGUAGAGAUUAGUGAUGGGCAUUUAGCUCAAAUUAUACCAUACAUGAGCUUCAGUUCAACAAAUUGUGCUGAGGAAGGAGGGAGUGGGAGAGUGAGUGAGGGAGAGAUAUUUCUUACAUUCUUGCAUUAUCAGUGUUGACUAUUUUCUAGAUCUUACUUUGAUUUAGCAACAUUUUGAACUGAAUUUUAGUGAACUGUUGUCUUGUUGAAGAUAUUACAAUGGCUGAAUAGGUUAGAUCAGGGCAUCCACAUUGUU
This is a messenger RNA of Argentina anserina (silverweed cinquefoil), 1139 nucleotides long. RefSeq names its product vesicle-associated membrane protein 724. Gene Ontology annotation, biological process: vesicle-mediated transport. The record is from RefSeq and is a predicted model, not a curated record. Lineage: Eukaryota; Viridiplantae; Streptophyta; Magnoliopsida; Rosales; Rosaceae. The transcript has 5 exons. Gene Ontology annotation, cellular component: membrane. The coding region runs from base 220 to 885 and encodes 221 amino acids.